UUGCGGCUCGUUUUGUGUUUGCCAGAUCAGCCAGACAACGAUCGUUCAAUGAGCUGACUGCUCUGUCUCUGCUGCUCGUCUUCAAGUAUGGAGACUUGUUUUCUGAUCGUCGCGUUUCUCUUCGCUUUCAGUCUUUCCAAUGGAGAAAGGACGCUGAAGUUUGUCACUGUGCUUUAUCGUCAUGGGGACAGAUCUCCAAUCAAGGCCUAUCCAACUGAUCCCUAUAAGGAGAGUGCCUGGCCCCAGGGUUUUGGACAGCUUUCUCAGGAGGGAAUGAAGCAGCACUUCGAGCUGGGUCAGUUUUUAAAGAAACGCUACACAGGAUUCCUGAGUGAGGACUAUGAGCGGCAUGAGAUGUUCAUCAGAAGUACAGAUGUUGACCGGACUUUAAUGAGUGCAGAAGCAAACCUGGCUGGCAUGUUCCCACCUAAUGGUUCUGAGGUGUUUAAUCCAGAUUUGAAAUGGCAACCAAUACCUGUUCACACUGUCCCUGUGAAUGAAGAGAUGCUGCUCUCAUUCCCUUUGGAUGAUUGUCCACGUUAUGCACAGUUAAUGAACGAGACUGAAAAAACAGACAUUUUUGUUAACAUGGCUGAAACCUACAAGGACUUCAUAGAGAUGGUGAGAAAUAAAACCGGACUGGAGAAAGCCAGCCUUGAGACUAUUUGGGGCGUGUAUGACACAUUGUUCUGUGAGGCAAAACAUGAGAAGCGACCACCUGACUGGGUUACCCCAAGUGUGAUGGAGACACUGAAGGUCUUGAAGAACUUUGGUUUUCAGAUUUUGUUUGGCGUCUACAAGAGAAAUGAGAAGUGCAGACUGCAGGGAGGCCUGCUGUUAGAUCAGAUCAUUAAGAAUCUCUCAAAUGCAGCACAACCAGACUCUAAACAAAAAGUAAAGAUGAUCAUGUACUCAGCGCAUGACACAACAGUUGUAGCCCUGCAGGAAGCUCUGAAUGUCUUUAAUGGCCUGCAGCCACCUUAUGCCUCAUGUCAUCUAAUUGAACUUUACCAGGAAGAGAACGGGACUUUUUCAGUGGAGAUGUUUUAUCGCAAUGACACUAAUGUGUCUGAGCCGUACCCUGUGUCUUUACCGAACUGUUCCCAGCGCUGCCCCCUACAGGACUUUGUGAACCUCACAAGUGAAGUCAUACCACAAGACAGGAAAAAAGAGUGUCAGAUAAAGAAGCAAACCACAGACACUGAGGUCGUCAUCGGGCUGGCUGUGUGUGGAUGUUUUCUCUUCUUCCUGGUACUACUGCUGUUUGUACUGCUAUGCCGUGUGAAAGAGCCCAUGGCUAGUUACAGUCAUGUCGUAAAUGAGAGUGACUCCUGACAAUCAUAUCGGCUCCUCCCCAAAGAGGAACUGUGGGACAUUGAGGAGGACCUAUGAGGACACUGUGGCACGUUGUUGAGAAACUCUUUUUAAGGCUUCUGAUAAGACAGUUAAAACCAGCAGUGCACUCUUUUUGGCCACACAUUUUUUUAUAUUAGGGAAGACUUGGUAAUGCUUUAUUACUUAUUUUUAAAUUGAAGUUUCUAAAAGAGAAAAGGGAAUCAAGAGUUGUGAUGGCAUUAAUAGCAUUAACGUAACACAGUGCCGUAACUGAGCAACUGUGACUUCUUGUGUGUCUUCAGCUCUGGGAUUUUAUUGUAACGGGAGAACUAAAACUUGAACUCUGAAUAUCUCUGAGAUGUGGACUACACUGAAGUUCCUUCAUAUGUAUGAGUCCUGUGUGAGAAACAAGGAUUGUUGGCGUCCUACUGUUUGUGCUUGUGAGCGCCUGAAGAUUUAGAAGGGGCAACAUAAGACUACUGAAUACACACUGAGGCCUUAUACUGCACUCAUGGAAUUUUACCUUUGUUUUAUGUGAUUAUCUCCUGAUUUACAGCCACAGAAGAGUUUUGAUUAGUCAAUUUCAGAAUAACAACAUGCUGAUAUGAACAGUCUUCUCAGGUUAAGCUCAAAUGAGCUUUUAUUGGAGUAAUUGUUUUAAUCUUGUGCAGUUUCCUUAAUGUUUUUGUCAUUCUACAUGAAUAAAAAUAAAACAAAUUAUUCAGUUUAUGUAUUAGAAAGAUGCUUUCAUGUCUCAAUACAGUAAAAAAAAAACAGUUCCAGUUGCAUCAUAUUCAAUACUAAAUUGUUAGACUGAUAAACAUGCCCAGUAAGAAUAAAAAAAUCAACAUUAA
This is a messenger RNA of Labeo rohita (rohu), 2189 nucleotides long. It is a transcript of the gene acp2, whose product is annotated as acid phosphatase 2, lysosomal. The transcript has 11 exons. NCBI's taxonomy places the organism in Eukaryota, Metazoa, Chordata, Actinopteri, Cypriniformes, Cyprinidae. Gene Ontology annotation, molecular function: acid phosphatase activity. The record is from RefSeq and is a predicted model, not a curated record. Gene Ontology annotation, biological process: dephosphorylation; lysosome organization. Gene Ontology annotation, cellular component: lysosome. The coding region runs from base 88 to 1335 and encodes 415 amino acids.